CUUCCGCUUCUGCCUCGGCCCCGCUACGAAGGUCCCUCCUUUCGUCGCUCAAACCAAUCAGUCCGAUUUCUUCUUUCCGUCCAAUUCAUUGCUCAUCUGCAGCCAUGUCGGGUGUUAGCAAGGCUUGCUGCUCGUAUGUUUUGUUGUAUCUUCAGACAGAGAACGGAUCCUGACAGACGACAGCAUCCCCCCCGUCGUGGCCAAGAACUACCAGGCCAAGGGUGAAUACAAGACCAUCAAUGGCCUGAAGACCUGUACGUCCUCUGAACUCAUCCAAUCGAACCAAACUAAUCAUCCAUAGAUGUCACUGGCCCCGAAGACGCCACCAAGGCCAUCCUCGUCAUCUACGGUUCGUAACACCCAUUCCUACCACCAUCCCCUCAACUAACCCCGCACCAGAUAUCUUCGGCUUCUUCCCCCAAACCAUCCAAGGCGCCGACAUCCUCUCCACCUCCAACACCCAGAAAUACCGCGUCUUCAUGCCCGAUUUCUUCGAGGGCCAACCCGCCGACAUCUCCUGGUUCCCGCCCCAAACCGACGACCACAAGGCCAAGCUCGGCAACUUCUUCCAGACCAAGGCCGCCCCGCCUGCCACGCUGUCCCGCAUCCCCGACGUCGUCAAAGAGGCCAACCAGCUCGCCCCCGCCGGCUCCUUCGACUGGUCCAUUCUCGGCUACUGCUGGGGCGGCAAGAUCACGGCCCUGGCGACCGGGCAGGAGAACACGACCUUCAAGGCGGCCGUGCAGUGCCACCCCGCCAUGCUGGCGCCGGACGACGCCAAGUCCGUGAAUGUGCCGAUGGCGGUGCUGGCGUCGAAGGACGAGAACGCGGCCGACGUGACGGCCUUCGGGGAUAACUUGGCCAAGCCGCAUUACGUGGAGACGUUUGGAACCCAGAUCCAUGGGUGGAUGGCGGCGAGGUCGGAUUUGGAGAAUGAGGAGGUCAGCAAGGAGUAUGAGAGGGGAUAUCGCACUGCGUUGGACUUUUUGCACAAGCAUGCUUAGAUGGUUGGAAUGUAAUGAGUAAUGUU
Aspergillus steynii IBT 23096 is the source of this 1030-nucleotide messenger RNA. Its product is annotated as dienelactone hydrolase family protein. The record is from RefSeq and is a predicted model, not a curated record. Bases 480 to 1004 code for a protein of 174 amino acids. Gene Ontology annotation, molecular function: hydrolase activity. Lineage: Eukaryota; Fungi; Ascomycota; Eurotiomycetes; Eurotiales; Aspergillaceae. The transcript has a single exon.